GGAUGUGCUGAUGCCUUGGCGUUUUAUAGAUACGAAGCUGUGACGCCGACAAUGUAGUAAUAUUUAAUAUAUUCCAGGGAGGGAUUAUAGACGUCUUUCUGUGUCUAGACGGGUCUAUUACAAGCCUCCGUAGCAUCAAUAUUGUCUUUCCGUCCACAUGUAGUAGGAUGUAAGCGUCGCACCUAUCUAACUGAGUGGCGUUGCUGAAUAGCGACGCUCUAUUUAAUAAGAGCCAAAGCUUAGCCGCCUCCCUGCCGGCUGCAACCCACAGCAUUUCACCUCCCGCUACGGUAGCUUGCAGUGCUGCGUCGCUGACUUUUUUGUGGCAUGGAUACGACAGAGCGUGGAGAGUCGCCGCCGUUACGAUGGCGUCCUUUUUUUCAGCUGGACGGUGUCUAAGUUAUCUAUGGGUGAGCUUAUUCCCCUGAACUCUCCCGCAUCUCUUACAUGGUGCAAUUCUUAUCUCAAGAUGGCGUUCCGUUAAUAUUAGCUUUCAUUUUCGUCUUUUGUAUAUUACAAUGAAGAGGUGCAAUCUCAAGCUGUCAUUGGAAUAAUUUUAUAUAAUUUUUUUGGAAGAGAUGAUCGAACAGAGAACUGCAUAAAGAAGAAGCUCGACCUUAAUUAGCAGUGACUCUAAUAAUAUUAUACACCUAUCGUAUUCUCUCUCUGCGGUCUUCCACUAUGCGAGUCCUGCUCAUCUUGUUAGCCGGAGUCUCGCCGGCUGUUCUCGCGCAAACCCAAUCACCGAAACGUGGCUUGGUCUUCAUCCCUAACUCUGACCACCCCGAAGACAAUCAGAUAUGGGCCCAGGCAGGAUCUGAUCUGACUUGGUAUUAUAAUUAUCAAUGGGAGCCUUCGCCCGCGUUUGAAGACGUAACGCAAGAGCAGUUCGAGUUCGUCCCUAUGCUAUGGGGCGUCACUGAUGGCACUGGGUUCCUUGAUUCGAUCCGAAACCGAAUCAAAUCCGGCCGCGCAAUCACACACGUGCUGGGGUUCAACGAGCCCGAUAGCCCGUAUUCCGGUGGGAGCAAUAUUCAACCAUCGGUGGCAGCAGAUGUGUGGGUAAAGAACAUUGCGCCUCUUGCAGAGGACGGGGUCCAGUUAGGACUUCCCGCCUGCACUGGGGGUUGGGGGGGAAUCCCGUGGCUACAGCAGUUUCUUGGCAAUUGCUCCGAGCUGAUCAGCACCGAGGACGAGAAGAAGAACUGCACGUACGAUUUUGUGAACAUACAUUGGUACGGCAAUUUUGAGGGAUUGGCGAGUCAUAUGGGGUCGUACGCUGCCGCUUUCCCCAAUACACCCCAAUGGAUUACGGAGUACAACCUGGAUCAUCAGGAUCUCCCAGCGACAGAAUCUUUCUACAACAUAUCUGCUGAAUAUUUAGACCGCAUGGACUCGGUUGGACGUUACAGCUUAUAUGGCUCUUUCCGGCCCCAAGACAGCAAUGUCGGCCCCAACGCCGUUAUGCUGAAUGAAGAUGGACAUCUCACGAAUAUUGGGUCGUGGUACUUGGGCGUCAGCAAGACGGCUGUUACGAACCCACAGUCAGGAGGAAGAAGGCUUGCAGUACAAAUGGGUAUCUUCGUUUUCAACCUAAUGCUGGGUAUUCUUUUGUCAUAAUAUAGGUCAUCGUGGAAGGAUUUCAGUCAUUCUUUCACAGUUGAAAGUUGUAGGUCUACGUGGCUGAGGUUGGAAGAUUGAAUAUAUGUAGUUAUAUAUGCAUAGCUUGAAGUUGUAACUACUAAGUAAUACAUACACCGUACAAUGAAGCUAGGGAUUGUAGACUC
Molecule: messenger RNA, 1787 nt
Organism: Hypoxylon fragiforme
Lineage: Eukaryota; Fungi; Ascomycota; Sordariomycetes; Xylariales; Hypoxylaceae
Exons: 2
Coding region: 682-1620 (312 amino acids)
Biological process (GO): fungal-type cell wall polysaccharide metabolic process
Cellular component (GO): fungal-type cell wall
Source: RefSeq, a predicted model, not a curated record